Messenger RNA from Rotaria sp. Silwood2, 564 nucleotides. The record is from the annotation of a GenBank genome assembly. Lineage: Eukaryota; Metazoa; Rotifera; Eurotatoria; Philodinida; Philodinidae.
AUGACUGAUCAACGUACCACAACAUCUUCAGAUGAAGAUAAAGCUAAACAAAAACAAAAACGAACACAUAUGUCAUUGUUUACUCUUUGUAAACGAAUAAAAGAAGCUAAAUUAGAUGGUCAACAAUUAUUUUCUCGUUUACUUGAAGAAACAAAGAACCAAAUGCGGACAGCUGAAAAAGCAAUUUGUGUAGCUGGACACAAAGAAACAUCAGAUGAAAAAAUGGAACAAUUAGAAUACGAUUUAGCAAGAGCUAUCUUUUAUGUUGAAACUGUUCGUUUUAAUAUGGAUCAAACAUUACAAGAAAAAGAACCACAAACAACAAAUAAUGAUCAUGAAUAUGAUGAAGAAAAUGAGACGAUGAGUGAUCCAGCUAAAUUUGCUCAAAUGUUGAAUAUGACGACAAAUGAAAAUAUUAAUAUUCCAUCAGAUCAACGGUAUGCUGUUCAAUUAGAACAACUUAUUUCAAUGGGUUUCACUAAUCGUGAAGAGAAUUUAGAAGCACUAACAGCAACGAUGGGAGAUAUUAUUGCAGCUCUUCAACGACUUCCAUCUGAAAAAUAA